Molecule: messenger RNA, 1473 nt
Organism: Diaporthe citri
Lineage: Eukaryota; Fungi; Ascomycota; Sordariomycetes; Diaporthales; Diaporthaceae
Exons: 3
Coding region: 1-1473 (490 amino acids)
Source: RefSeq, a predicted model, not a curated record
AUGAGGCUCAUCAACCUGGAGACUCUCGCGCUGGAGAGUUUCACCGGGUAUGGCAAGAUCCCGUCUUAUGCCAUCCUGUCCCACACCUGGGGUCCGGACGAGGUCACGUAUGCGGACAUGACGACUAGGAGCCGAGAGGAUCUAGAGUCAAAGGCUGGUUAUCAAAAGAUUGUCAAAUUCGGCCAGUUUGUGAGGGACAGGGAUGUUCCAAAACCGGUCGGGCGCGUUCCAAGGCCGACGCACAUCUGGGUCGACACGUGCUGCAUCGACAAGUCGAGCAGCUCGGAGCUGUCGGAGGCCAUCAACUCCAUGUUUGCGUGGUAUCAAGAGGCCGUCUUCUGCGUCGCCACCCUCGAGGAUUACGAGCACCCGGGUGGGGAGAGUUCAAGCCAGUUCCGCCCCAGCGAAGACGCAUUCCUCAAGUGCAGAUGGUUCACAAGAGGGUGGACGCUUCAGGAGCUGCUUGCGCCGGGACGGUUGUUUUUUGUCGACAAGAAUUGGGUAUCUCUAGGGCCCAGGUUUGAGGUGUUGGACGCGGUCUCGGCUGCUUCAGGGAUCGACGCGAUGUACUUGCAGACUGGAAGCUGGCAGAAGGCAAACAUCGCAAAAAGGCUAUCGUGGGCUGCUAAAAGGGAGACGACCCGGCCGGAAGAUCUCGCUUACUGCCUACUGGGAGUGUUCGGUGUCCAUAUGCCCCUACUAUACGGCGAAGGGGGUCACAGCGCUUUCAUCCGGCUGCAGGAAGAAAUCAUCAAGGAGUUCGACGACCACUCAAUUUUCGCCUGGGGCAGGCGGAAUCACGCAAAGACUGGUCCCUGGAAUGAAUCACCUAAUGUGGUUCUCGGCGCCUUCGCAUCACACCCAUCACAAUUUCAAGGACUCGACAACGUGCAAACAUAUUCCGGUGACGAAGAAGAGCCACACUCAGUAACCAACAAAGGCAUCAGAAUCCGACUGCCAAUCGUGAGGGUCGAAGGCAACACGACGAUUGCAAUACUACGGUGCCAUACGUCAGACCCACUAGGAGGCUUCAUGGGCAUAUACAUAGAACCAUGCCCCCUCAAACCAGGCGUAUACUGCCGCUCGUCCUCAACGCCCGCCCUCGCAUGCGUGUCCGACAACGUGGCCCAGAGCGCGGAGACGAAGCUCAUCUUUCUGCUCAAGAAGACAACGCCCGCCCACGAGAGCAUCGAGACCAUGGAGAGCAUAUCGAGCGUCUCCGUCACCGCCGUCAAGGACUGCGACUACGACAUCGUGUCCGCGGCGCCGGAGGAGCUGUGGGACACGCGGUACGGCACCCUCCGCCUGCGGCGCGGGCGGCUCAGCGCCACUGCGCUUAUUAGUAUGGAUAGGCUCAACGGACGGGGGCGGCAGCCCGGCGGGGCGAAGGAGUACUUUGUGCUGCUGCUCAGGGUCGACCCGUCCAGUCGCUGGGGCUUUCCGGACGCGAAGGUCGUACUUACCAAUACUUAA